AUGUAUGAUCAUGAUCUACAGACGCUACUUGAUAAUAUUCGACUAGACGAGAGUUCAGUGAACCCGCAACUCAAUGAGACCAUCGCCCGCCUCUUACGCAAUGGCUUGAAUUACACUCAGUUUGAGUCAGUCAUCGACCAAGUCCUUCAGCCAUCACUUCAAGAGGUGCAAAGGAAAUUCAUUCUAGAUAAUGUUCUUAUACCAUCAAACUCAUAUUUAUUACAAGAUAGGCUCCUCUUGAAGAUUAUUGCCUGUGUGGGCCCGUCCGAAGUGUACUAUAGGAAUGGAGUGGCCUGUAAACUGAGAAGAAUUGCGUCUCAGUGCCAGGUUGAUAUUUUGCGAUGGCUUGUUCAUAGCAUUCCGUAUUUUGGAAGACUGUCGUUCCGUCUACUACGAAGCUGUUAUCCCAUUCUCUUCAAAUUACUCACACACGAACAAAGCCGCCCAAUGAUCACCACUUUGAUCAUAAUUGGCGCUGUUCUGCUCGAAGUCGAUACAAUGAUAUCAUUUAGGGAAUGGCAUUCGGGGCUCAUUGAUGACCUACUUGCAAAGACACCCUCAGAUCCUUCCUUACAUUUGCUACGGUGGGUGAUGCAAAAAGCGGCCAAACCCAAACACAAUGACUCGAAUUCUUCGGCUGCAACAAUCACAAAAGAAGACUUCGAGGCUGGUUUCAUUUGGCGUGGAAACGGAUCCUUUGAGGCUGUCAAUGCGACUUCUUCUCCAUUGUCACAAGAUAUCCAAGCAGUUUACAAAAGAAUUCUGGCACUAUCAGACCAGUUGAGGCUGGAAUCGUAUAUGCGCAAAAGAACAAAGUUGUCUACCGAUGACCCAGGUGGGCUCUUAGCAAAGGACUCGCAUCUAGAGAAGCACAUUGACAAUUUGUGUACGGGUAUGACUGACAAUGACUUUAUUUUCAGAUUGAAAUCGCCCGAGUACCAUACAAACUACAUUCAACUCUGCUUGAAGCUAGUAUACCAUGGUUAUCAGUCGGAGGAGGCAAUCAAGCUUUUAAAGAUUCUCGAAAACCUAAUCCUACAAGAUGUGGAACUGGAUAGAUUGGAUUCCGACAUUAUUUCUCGACUAGCGAUAUUUGGGAUCUUUCACCAAGAAAGUUUCGCUCUGGAUUUGCUCAGCAGACUUGGGAAACGCCCCCGUUUAAAGGGCCUGGCCCUUUUUAAUUUUCAAAUGUCAAUAAUCCCACAUUUGCCUCUUGAUGGGGCCUCAAGAUUGUUAGCCUCCUUAAUCGAAGAUUUCUCACAUAGUUUAUCGAUCCAACACUUUGGUCACCUCGUUGACAGUGCCUCAAGUUUGAUUUGCAAGCUUGCCUAUUCUUUGAGUCGUGAUGAAAAUUUGACGUCGAAUAUGGUUAAUUACCAGGCAAUUCUGGAUAUUCUUCAUGGGAUCUACGGAUUCACCGGAAUGAAUUGGACCAAUCUCGACUUAAGAGCCAAGUUGGUGUUCACAUGUUUGUUGAGAUCUCUACCACUCUUCCAUUCGAAGGUCGACUCGUCUCUGAAUGAAGCUCUGUACAUGGUUCCUCCUGGAAAUUUGACCUAUCUGAUUCUUCUAGCGUCAAAUCCGUUGUUGGUAUCAGAAACUCUUGGGUACAUCUCGUACUUGAAAACGAUACGUUUUGAGGACAGAAGCUCGAGUUGCAAGCAAUUGAUCAAUGCGUAUGUAUACGAUAGUGUAAACUUUAUCUGGAAGGAGCUUGCAUUCCGGCAGGAGCCCGGAUCCUUUAACAAGGGCAUGUUUUUGCACCCUGUAUUUAUUGAAAAGAUGGGAAGCCUCAAUUUUUUCGGAAGUUCAGAAUUUCUCCUGAUCAAGAAUCUUGGAGGACUAUCACGAAAUCCUGCCUUCGCAUAUCUAUUCGCUGAGGCAGUAUGGUCGCUUGAGGAUGGACAAGGGGACAUAUCAAUGAGACAUCCAGGACCGCUCUCAGAGGACUCUGUGCUUCGGCUCCAACGGAAUGCUGAUGUUCUGUGGAUAAACAUGAGCCAUUCAGAUAUCAAGACUCUCGUUUUGCAUACUUUGGUCGAAGUUGGAUUGGAAGGGCUUGGUCAAUUCUUAUACUCCUCAGUGAGGUCAUUGAAAGAGCUAAAAGAAGAAGCUUUCCGAAGUGAUUCCCAAUAA
Messenger RNA from Australozyma saopauloensis, 2136 nucleotides. RefSeq lists its product as uncharacterized. The record is from RefSeq and is a predicted model, not a curated record. NCBI's taxonomy places the organism in Eukaryota, Fungi, Ascomycota, Pichiomycetes, Serinales, Metschnikowiaceae. Gene Ontology annotation, biological process: mitotic sister chromatid segregation; CENP-A containing chromatin assembly. Gene Ontology annotation, cellular component: inner kinetochore. The transcript has a single exon. The coding region runs from base 1 to 2136 and encodes 711 amino acids.